AAAGCUAUUUAAGAAUGCAAGUUCGAAAUUAGACGCAGGAAGGCUCAACCAUGGCCUCCGCCACGAAGUUCAGUGUUAUGGUCAGCUUAUUCAACUGGAUGCAGAAGAGCAAGUCCUCCUCCGUCAAGCGUUCCAAAUUCCGCAAGUUUCUCGACACCUUCUGCCGCCCCAACAACGCCGAUGACUACUUCGCCGCCAUCCGCUUGGUCCUGCCGGCCCUAGACCGCGAGCGCGGAUCCUACGGCCUCCGGGAGCAUGUGCUCGCCACGUGCUUAAUUGAUGCCGUCGGAAUGUCCCGUGACUCUCCCGAUGCUCAGCGCCUCCUCAACUGGCGCAAAGGCGGCCCCAAGUCCGGUGCUUUCGCCGGGAACUUCUCCCUCAUCGCCGCAGAGGUUCUACAGCGGAGGCAGGGGUUGACUUCUGGCGGAAUGACUAUAAAAGAAUUAAAUGAUUUGCUUGACCGCCUGGCCUCCUCUGAGAAUAGGUCUGAAAAGACGUCCAUUCUUUCGGAUCUGAUGCGGAAAACUAAUGCUCAGGAAAUGAAGUGGAUUAUUAUGAUUAUUCUGAAAGAUCUAAAGUUAGGAAUAAGUGAAAAAAGCAUAUUUCAUGAAUUUCAUCCUGAUGCUGAGGACUUAUUCAAUGUGACUUGUGAUCUAAAAUUAGUCUGUGAAAAGUUGCGGGAUCGGAGUCAGCGACACAAGAGGCAGGACAUUGAAGUGGGCAAAGCAGUUCGUCCCCAACUUGCUUUGAGGGUCAGCAAUGCAGCCACUGCAUGGAAAAAGCUUCAUGGAAAGGAAGUUGUUGUUGAAUGCAAAUUUGAUGGUGACCGCAUCCAAAUCCAUAAGAAUGGAACACAGAUAAAUUUCUUCUCUAGGAAUUUUCUUGACCAUCAAGAAUAUGAGCCUGGCAUGUCACAUAUUAUAAGAGAGAAUGUCCUAGUUGACAGGUGUAUCCUAGAUGGUGAAAUGUUAGUUUGGGAUGCAUCUGCAAACCGAUUUGCUGAGUUUGGUUCAAAUCAAGAAAUAGCCAAGGCUGCAAAGGAGGGGCUUGCCAGUGAUCGACAGUUGUUCUAUGUUGCAUUUGACAUUCUAUAUGUUGGAGAUACAAGUGUUAUUCACCAAAGUUUGAAGGAGAGACAUCUACUACUUAAGAAAGUUGUCAAAUCAGUACCUGGCCGUUUGGAUAUUUUGGUUCCAAAUGGUGGUCUUAACUUGCGCCGUGCUGAAGGGGAGCCAUGUUCACUAAUUGUUCAAGAUGCUAAUGGUGUUGAGAGAUUUUUUAAAGAAACAGUUGAGAACAGAGAUGAAGGAAUCAUUUUGAAAGAUCUCAACUCAAAAUGGGAGCCUAGCGAUCGAAGUGGAAAGUGGCUGAAGUUAAAACCAGAUUAUAUUCGAGCAGGGUCUGAUUUAGAUGUUCUCAUAAUAGGAGGCUACUAUGGUUCUGGGCGCCGUGGAGGUGAGGUGGCACAAUUUCUCGUUGGCCUUGCAGAGCGAUCAGCACCAAACACCCAUCCCAAUCGAUUUGUUUCAUUCUGCAGAGUUGGUACAGGACUCUCUGAUGAGGAGCUUGAUGCUGUUGUCACUAAAUUGAAGCCCUACCUGAGGAAAUAUGACUAUCGAAAGAAGGGACCUCCAAGUUUUUAUCAAGUUACAAAUAAUGCAAAGGAAAGACCCGAUGUUUGGGUUGAAAGCCCUGAAAAAUCAUUUAUUGUUUCAAUAACUAGUGAUAUUCGAACAAUAAGAUCCGAGGUAUUUGCUGCUCCAUAUAGCUUGAGAUUUCCACGGAUUGAUCGAGUGAGAUAUGACAAACCUUGGCAUGAAUGCCUUGAUAUUCAAUCUUUUAUUGAGUUGGUGCAUUCAAGUAAUGGCACCAUGCAAAAGGCAAAUGAUAAUGCACUUGUGCAAGAAGAUAAACCAAAACGUGCCAAAUCUUCUAGAGGAUCAAAGAAGAAUAUUGCUAUUGUUCCUUCCCACUUUAUUCAGACCGAUAUUUCUAAAGUUAAGGGCGAAACAUCAAUAUUUUCUAACCUCAAAUUCUACUUUGUAAAUGUACCACCAUUCCAGUCUUUUGAUUCACUGCAUAAAAUGGUGGCUGAGAAUGGUGGAACUUUCUCAAUGAACAUAAACAAUUCGGUUACACACUGUAUUGCAGCUGAGAAUAAAGGGAUCAAAUUUCAGGCUGCAAAGCACCAAGGAGAUGUGAUUCAUUGCUCGUGGUUCUUUGACUGUUGUGCACAGAAGACGCUUCUUCCAUUGCAACCAAAGUAUUUCCUUUUUCUCUCUGACGCAUCCAAAAAAAAGCUAGAAGAAGAAAUAGACGAGUUCUCUGACUCCUAUUAUUUGGAUCUUAAUGUGACAGAUCUCAAACAGAUCUUCAACAACAUGGUCAAGGUUGCAGAUUCUCAAUCAGUGGAGCACUACAAGAAAAAAUAUAGUUUGAGGGAGGAGUGGGUUCGCUUUCUUGGUUGUUGCAUUUACUUCCACAUUCCAAGGCAAUUCAUGAAAAAUAUGAACCACGGGGCACUUUUGGAGCUUUCAAUGAGGAGGAUGAAGGUUGAAGUUUGCAUUGGUGGUGGCACUGUCGCACAGUCUCUUUCUCAUGCUACUCAUCUGGUAGUAAUAUGUGAUUCAAAAAUCUCUGUGGACUUCGACAUAUUAUUAAAUAGUUUCUCGGAGGUUGAGAAGCAACUUUUAGCCAGGAGAAGGUUACACAUUGUCAAGUCCCAGUGGUUGGAGGAUUGCUUUGAGAAAGACGAGAAGCUGCCAGAGGACAGUUACAGUUUGAAGCCUCGUGAUUUCCAAGUCUCUUUACCCGAGGACAGUGAUCAAGCAGAUGUCAGUACAGAUGAACAUCAUAUCUCAAACAUUGGCUCAGGGGAAGCAUCCUCCCAUUUGAAAGACAGAAGCAAAGCCAGGAUUCCUUCGGACAAGCUAAGGGUUGUUAGCUUGCCUAGUAAUGUUGAAAAGAGGAAAAGGGGAAGACCCAGUGGGACAAAAACAAUAAGAGGAAAAGCAGCUGUCAGUCAGUCUCGACGAACCAGGCCACGGAUCGGAAACAAGCCAGCUAAGAUAUGCAAAAAUGAGUCUGAUGAGGAUGAGUUUGUAGAUGAUAAGGAAGAAGUUGGAGUGAGCAACAUAGAUCAUACUGUAACUCAGAGGACACAAGUUAGAGGAAAAGGAAGAUCAGGUUUUAAUCAACCGAGAAAAACAAGGGCUCAAACCAAAUGCAAGCCCGUAGAGAUAGGCAGGAAUGAAUCGGAGAUGGUUGCAGCUUCUGAAGGGCAUGCUAAAGAGGAGAACAUUCAAGGUAGCAGAGCUAAUGCCGAGACUUCUAAGACUGCAAAUUUGAUCAGUUUUGAAUUUCAAAAGAAAGAGGGGGAAAAGAAUUCCACAACAGAAAUGGGUGAUGCAGUGGAGCCUGUGGCAGCUACAGAACUUAGCAAACAUGCACAAAAAUUUGAUGAAGUUGAAUCGAGCAAAGGGAGCUGUAGUCAGAAGAAUGAUCGGGACAAUGCUGAUCCAGUUCAAGCUAUGCUAUUCAAUAUGUUCCCAAUUCUUGCUUCACAGAAAGUUGAAAGUGAGAACCCUUCCGUCUACGAAGACUUCAAAUGCAGAGAUUCUGAACCUAUUCGUAGAGAGGAAAAAUUACCUUUAGAUGAAGAACCCGCACCUGUUGUUAAAAAGAAAAAAGUUAGUUACAAGGAUGUUGCCGACGAGCUUCUUAAGGAUUGGUGAUGUCACAAUAUGUUUGGAUGCUCAUUAGAUGGUAAGCUAUGUUUAAACUCAAUGCGUCUGCAGACCACUUGUGUUUUUUGCCCAAGUUCUUGUAAGUUGUGAAUAAUCUGUUUCUGCCUUUUGGUUACAUGUUUUGCAGUUAUCUAUAGGCUGCUACUUCUAAAUGGCUCU
This is a messenger RNA of Andrographis paniculata, 3905 nucleotides long. Its product is annotated as DNA ligase 4. Lineage: Eukaryota; Viridiplantae; Streptophyta; Magnoliopsida; Lamiales; Acanthaceae. Gene Ontology annotation, cellular component: DNA ligase IV complex. The transcript is spliced from 27 exons. Gene Ontology annotation, biological process: nucleotide-excision repair, DNA gap filling; DNA recombination; DNA biosynthetic process. The record is from RefSeq and is a predicted model, not a curated record. Gene Ontology annotation, molecular function: DNA ligase (ATP) activity; ATP binding; DNA binding. The coding region runs from base 51 to 3734 and encodes 1227 amino acids.